AUGCCAUUGGUUCGCAACCCAAUCUUGCCAGGGUUCAACGCUGACCCUUCCAUUGUGAGGGUCGGCACGGACUACUACAUCGCCACAUCGACGUUUGAGUGGUAUCCAGGGGUUCAGAUACACCAUUCCAAGGACCUGGCAAACUGGGACCUUGUUGUCCGUCCGCUGAGCCGGCGGAGUCAGAUUGAUUUGCGCGGCGAGCCGGACAGCUGCGGCGUGUGGGCGCCGUGCUUGACACACGACGGAGAGAAGUUCUGGCUCGUGUAUACAGAUGUGAAGCGCAAGGAUGGAUCGUUCAAGGACACGCACAACUACAUUGUGACGGCGCCGGCGAUUGAAGGUCCCUGGUCUGACCCCAUCUACGCCAACUCGUCCGGAUUCGACCCUUCUCUAUAUCACGACGAUGAUGGCCGCAAGUGGUUCGUCAACAUGACCCAGGACCACCGAGGGAGACCGAGAACGUUUUCGGGAAUCGCACUGCAAGAGUUCGAUCCGGUCCAAAGCAAGCUAGUCGGCCCUAGGAAGAUUAUCUUCCACGGCACAGAACUUGACUUGGUAGAGGGCCCCCAUCUGUAUAAGAGAAACGGAUGGUAUUAUCUCUUGACGGCCGAAGGUGGCACGGGAUAUACCCAUGCUGCGACGCUUGCACGGUCGAGAAGCAUCUGGGGCCCCUAUGAGCUUCAUCCGCAAAAGUAUAUCGUAUCUUCUAGGGACCACCCGUUUACGGCACUCCAGAGAGCUGGGCACGCUGAUUUCGUAGACACUCCCGAUGGAAAGACAUAUCUGGUGCAUCUUGCUGGUCGACCAAUUGGACAGAAGCGGAGAUGCGUGUUGGGGCGAGAGACGGCUUUGCAGGAAGCAUACUGGGGUGAAGACGACUGGCUGUACGUCAAGAAUGGCCCAGUUCCGUCCUUGGAUGUCGAAGUACCAGGGACGCGAGAUGAGGAUGCCUACUGGAAAGAGAUACGGUAUGAGUUCCGGGAUGGGCUUCAUAAAGACUUCCAAUGGCUGCGGACGCCAGAGCCGGAGAGGCUAUUUGCAUUCGAGAAUGGCAAGCUUGUACUUACAGGAAGAGAAUCCAUUGGCUCCUGGUACGAGCAGUCUCUGGUGGCUCGGAGGCAGACGCACUUCUCUUUCGACGCUGAAACGGUCAUCGACUUUUCGCCCGAAGACGAGCGCCAGUUUGCUGGUUUGACGCUGUACUAUUGCCGGUACAAUUUCUUUUACCUCGCCGUGUCAGCACAUUCAGACGGCCAGCGCGAAAUCCAAAUCAUGAGAUCAGAGGCAUCCUGGCCCGAUGGCAAGCUGACUGAUGUUGGGGAGAAUGCCUAUUUCGUAAGUCUUCCCGCCGAGGGGAAAGUCAAGCUGGUGGCCUCCAUUCGCGGGAGCGAGCUGCAAUUCUAUUACGCUCUUGUUGCCGGCGACGACGGCCAACAGCAAGGAGAGCUACGGAAGAUUGGACCUGUGCUGGACGCCUCGAUUGUGUCGGAUGAGUGUGGUGGACACCAGGCUCAUGGGAGCUUCACCGGGUCUUUUGUCGGCGUUGCUUGCUCGGAUUUGAAUGGGACGGAGAAGAAGGCCACGUUUGACUAUUUCGUGUAUCGUCCUGCGCAUGAUGCGACUGAUCGAUAUGCAGUCUAG
Messenger RNA from Trichoderma aggressivum f. europaeum, 1641 nucleotides. RefSeq names its product CAZyme family GH43. The record is from RefSeq and is a predicted model, not a curated record. Bases 1 to 1641 code for a protein of 546 amino acids. Gene Ontology annotation, biological process: carbohydrate metabolic process. The transcript has a single exon. NCBI's taxonomy places the organism in Eukaryota, Fungi, Ascomycota, Sordariomycetes, Hypocreales, Hypocreaceae. Gene Ontology annotation, molecular function: hydrolase activity, hydrolyzing O-glycosyl compounds.